Messenger RNA from Amorphotheca resinae ATCC 22711, 1847 nucleotides. RefSeq lists its product as hypothetical. The transcript is spliced from 5 exons. The coding region runs from base 1 to 1689 and encodes 562 amino acids. NCBI's taxonomy places the organism in Eukaryota, Fungi, Ascomycota, Leotiomycetes, Helotiales, Amorphothecaceae. The record is from RefSeq and is a predicted model, not a curated record.
AUGUCCCAAGCAAGCAUCGACGAGGCUACAAAUGUUAUACUGACGGCUGAUCUUACCCGCAUCGAACAUCGGCUACUUCUCGACUUCAUCCAGCAAGCAACUGACCCCGGUCUAGCUGCGCGUGAAGUUCUCAACAGGGUGAGGCCUGAUACAGACCGUCCAGUAGAAGAAGCUUUGCGCGACUUGAAGAAGGACUGGCACAGGCUGGUUGCAACAGUCGCUCGCUCAACGCCAGUCCAUGCUUCCCUCAGAGACCGCGUUUACUGUCGUGAUCAAUCCCGGUGCUGCGUAACACCUCUGGACCGUCGGCAACUCUGUGAACCGGAAGUCACGUUCAUUCUUCCGCCGGCGUUACUAGGGCUCAGGGAUGAGAAUGGAGUUGAGCACCCAUCGCACUCGCUGAUGGACGCAUUUAUGACGCCAUCCGGAGCGUCGCGGUUACGGAACAUGCUUUCGGACACAAAUGAUCAAGGCAUUCUCGCCAACACUUGGCUGCUAGCACCAAGUAUAGCCUACGCCUUUCGAAAUGGCCAUCUUCAGAUCCAACCACGCAAAAUUUUGGAUUGGAAAGAGUUCGAUGAGAAUUCAGCUGAGAAUGCAUCGAGGGCCGAAUACCAAAUAAUGCCCAUUUAUCCAGAACCGUAUGGGGACAUUCUUCUAGCUGACGGAUCUCCUUUUGAUGAGGAGAAUUGCUUUCGAAACUUUGUUCUACAGACCGAGGACCCCAAAGAACUUCCUCUCCCGAGCCCCUUUCUCUUGAAAACCCAUUACAAACUUGUCAAUGCCCUGCAUCACUUCUAUGUCGAGGAGCGCAUCGCUGAAGGCUGGCCGCCUCUACAGUCUCGAUCAUUCCUGAGCCGCCAUGUUCAGCUCAUAGCCCGUAAUAUCUGGCUCCUUCUGCCAAAGUUCGUUCGUACUAUCUGCUAUCGCCGUCUCCUGAAUGCUGGGAAGUUACGAUAUCCGCAAGAUAUCUCGUUCGUCCUGCAGCAGCUCCCUCUCGGCCUCUAUGCAAAGAGAUGCGACCGGUCUCAGCACAAUGAACCUAACGCGCUUAAGCUUCUCGAAAAACAAGCACCGUCUGUCCCUGCGCCUCUUCUCAUUGACACUUUCCAGGACGUAGAUGGGGACGACUGGUUCGUCAUGACUCGGCUCCCUGGCGUCCGCGUGCACGAUGUUCUCUAUCGCAUGUCUUACACGGAGCGAAAUCAGCUGGCUGAUGACCUAUCUCGUAUUCUUGACCAGAUGCACCAGAUUCCAAAUAAGACCCCCUAUCUUUUUGCCAAUGUAUUAGGGGGGCCUAUCAUCGACCGCCGCGCUGCGUGUGGAGGGUGCGGCCCGUACAACAGCGAAGCCGACUUGAAUGUCCAGCUUGCCAAAGGCGUCCAGCAAUACUUAAAGCAAGACAUACCGACGGCGUUUUCUCGGACUCAUAAGUCGGUGUUCACGCACUCGGAUCUCUUCUUUUCGAAUGUGCUCGUUGAUGGUGGGCGUUUGUCUGGGAUUGUGGACUGGGAGUGCGCUGGGUUCAUGCCUGAAUACUGGGAGUUUACGAAAGCGAUGCGGUCAGGCAUGCUUGAUUAUGAUGCACAGGCAGUGUAUCGUCGGAUAUGGGGAAAUCGGUUCGAUGAGGAACUUGAGGUGGAGCAGUGGCUUUGGCGGGUGUUCCCAUUUGGUGGGCCAGAGGCGUAGUAAGGCGGUGUUUAGGAGAUAGCAAUAAAAAGGCGAGAUUUAGGUUAGGAUUAGGACGUUUAGCUUUUUCAUCUCCCUCUCCCUAGCCUUCCUCUUCUUCUAUUCGCGGCAUCCCUGAAACACUACUUGCGCAUAUAUAACCCUACGUUGUACCUACC